AUCUAUCGAGCAUCUAUUUAUGUGCCAGGCACUGUACUAGGUAAAAAAAAAAAAAAAUUUUUUUUUCUGGGGAUAAAAUGCUGGGCCAAAUCAGACACAGAUCCUGUUCUCAUGGAGCCUACGACCUAGAGGAAAAGGCAGAUAUUAAUAAAACAAUCACAGAUGUAAUGACAUAGAGCAUUAUAUUCACUAGAAAUUCUCUAUAGGAAAAAUGAUCACAAUGAGAGAACCAUUCUUUGCACAAGCUCACCUAUUCUUCUCAGGUGGAAAUGAGAGGUGUAGGAAGGUGGAGCUGGCAGGUCUUCCCAGCAUCCUAGAAUGGUUUGGUGUGAACCACAAGGGGGAGUACAAGAAAAGGAUACCACUUGGGAAGGAGGUGAGGCAGCAUGACACUGUAGAGGGAGGAAGAGGAAAGAGGAGGUUCGCUGUGCUAAGGCAUCUUUGUAGAUUAGAAAAGGGAAGAAAUUUUUAUUGGAUGCCCAAUGUGAAAUGUUAGAUGGAGGGGGAAAUGUUUGGGGUAGGAUUUCUGAAUGGUAUGCUGUGUAAACCACUUUGCCACCUUCUUGAAUCAGUUUUAUAUUGGAAAUAAAAUUCUCUUUGGGUUUUGGGCUCAAGGUUUGUUUUUUCCAAAAUAAAAAGCCUAUCCAAAUAGCCAGAAAGGGGAAAUUUUUUUUUCCUAAAUGAACAUUUUACAAUUGUUUCAUGAUUAUGCUCUUUCUUUCUUAACAGGUGAUUUUUUAUGUAUUUCUUUAGUAAAUAGUUCUGUUCAACUUCGCUACAAUCUUGGUGACAGAACUGUCAUUCUUGAAACUGUCCAAAAAGUAACUACUAAUGGAAGUAUCUGGCAUGUGAUUAAAGCAGGAAGAGUUGGUGCUGAAGGUUACCUGGAUCUGGAUGGGAUAAAUAUAACAGAGAAAGCCACCACUAAAAUGAAUUCCCUGAAUACAAAUACAGAUUUCUAUGUUGGAGGAGUGCCUUCCUUGAAUCUUGUAAAUCCCACGGCAAUAGCAAAUGAACCUGUAGGUUUUCAGGGUUGUAUCCGAGAAGUUAUUAUAAAUAAUCAAGAAUUACAAUUAACUGAAUUAGGAGCGAAAGGUGGUUCAAAUGUAGGUGACUGUGAUGGGACAGCUUGUGGGUACAGUGUGUGCAGAAAUAGGGGUGAAUGUAUAGUAAAUGGCACAACUUUUUCUUGCAGAUGUUUGCCACAUUGGACUGGAAAUACAUGUGAGCAAUCUGUGUACUGUUUGAAUAAUCUGUGUCUCCAUCAAUCUCUAUGUGUACCUGACGAAUCAUUUUCUUACAGCUGUUUGUGUACUUUAGGUUGGGUGGGAAGGUAUUGUGAAAACAAAACUUCAUUUUCAACAGCAAAAUUUAUAGGUAAUUCUUACAUUAAGUAUACUGAUCCAAAUUACAGAAUGAGAAAUCUUCAGUUCACUACCAUAUCCUUCAAUUUUAGUACUAUUGAAACAGAAGGCUUAAUUUUAUGGAUGGGAAAAGCUCAAAAUGAAGAAAAUGAUUUUCUGGCAGUUGGUCUCCAUAAUCAGACCCUGAAAAUAGCAGUCAACCUAGGAGAAAGGAUCUCUGUGCCUACGAUCUAUAACAACGGCAUAUUCUGUUGUAACAAAUGGCAUCAUGUAAUUAUAACUCAAAAUCAGACUCUUCUCAAGGCCUACCUAGAUGGCAAUUUAAUACUCUCUGAGGAUAUUGAUCCAUGCAAAAAAUUUGUUGCUCUAAACUAUGAGGGUGUUAGUUAUUUAGGGGGCUUUGAAUAUGGUCGAAGGGUGAAUAUCGUUACUCAAGAGAUUUUUAAAAGAAAUUUUGUUGGCAAAAUUAAAGAUGUUGUCUUUUUCCAGGAUUCAAAAAAAAUUGAGUUAAUUAAAUCAGAUGGAUACAAUGUUUAUAAUGGUGAUGAACAAAAUUAGAUUACAAAAAACUAACACUGGCAAUUUUAAUAUCCAAAAUACAUAUUUAAGUAUAGUUAUUUUAACAGUUGCUUAUUUGGUAAGUUAUUUACUUGGGAUCUCCUGUUUACUCUUACCUGAAAUAGCCUAAAUGGUAACUCAUCUUUCUGAUAAACUUGUAAAAUAUAGCUAAAAAAAAGUUUUGGUUGUUUUCCCAAAUUUAUCUGUAAAUCUGUCGACUCCUAAGUUUUAAAUCCUUAGGUUACUUAGUGUUUAUUAAUCUGUGAAUGUUUUAAAAUAAAAUUCAGGUAGGACUAAA
This is a messenger RNA of Loxodonta africana (African savanna elephant), 2220 nucleotides long. RefSeq names its product protein eyes shut homolog. The coding region runs from base 681 to 1922 and encodes 413 amino acids. Lineage: Eukaryota; Metazoa; Chordata; Mammalia; Proboscidea; Elephantidae. The record is from RefSeq and is a predicted model, not a curated record. The transcript has a single exon.